UCUCAAAGGUCAUAAAUGAACGAUAUAAAUCCUAAGCAUCAAAACAUUCAGCUUUUAAAAAAGUUCAGAACAAGAGGAAAUGACCCUCAGCUCUGUAAUCAUCCUCAGAUGAAGCUGUUGGUGUGUGCUAUCAUUGCCCUUCUGCAGCUGGAGGCUCUCUGUGUUCCUGCAUCUGAUAAAAGCAGUCUGCCGGAGACAGAGAAUGGAGCUGUCUUUCUUUCUGGCCCAGAAACACCUCCAGACCCUGUAAGAGGCUCACAGGUUUCCCAUUCACGUGUUCGGCGAGCAGUAGCACGAAAUCUAAAGUGGGUGAAAUGGAAUGACUAUCUACCCUCUGGAGCAAUUGGCAUUUACAAUGACUAUGCUGGGCGAAAUGAAUAUGUCUGUCGUUAUGAAUGUAGUUCAGGUUUCUAUUCCAAAACCAAAGGACCAUACUGCUAUUAUCCCAAUGGUCUCCUAGAGUUCAGAACAAGCUCAUUUGACAUACUGGUUAAAGAAAAUAGCUCUGGGGAUGUUAAAUGGGAAGAAGGUUCUUAUGGUUCUAUCCCCUGGGAUGCAGUUAGAGUGUGUUCAGAGAAGCAUGUAUAUGUGGGCAAGAACAAGUAUGGCCUUGGAAAGGUUGAUCGGAAAAAUAAUGCCUUCUAUCUGCCCUGGGAGGGUGAAGAGUACUGGUACUGGUACUACCAGGUUCUGAGCUACAAGCAUGAUUAGGAAGAAUCUUUUGUUAAUCUUUGGUCUCCUUUCUUAAUUCCUUACUAUGUGGUCACCCUGUAAAAAUCUGUCAAAAUUUACAAUAAAAAAUUUGCAACUUUGGUUGUCAAAACUUUACUU
This is a messenger RNA of Carassius auratus (goldfish), 831 nucleotides long. Its product is annotated as natterin-4-like. The record is from RefSeq and is a predicted model, not a curated record. NCBI's taxonomy places the organism in Eukaryota, Metazoa, Chordata, Actinopteri, Cypriniformes, Cyprinidae. The transcript is spliced from 3 exons. Bases 16 to 711 code for a protein of 231 amino acids.